Messenger RNA from Homalodisca vitripennis (glassy-winged sharpshooter), 943 nucleotides. RefSeq names its product 40S ribosomal protein S6-like. The transcript is spliced from 5 exons. Bases 137 to 892 code for a protein of 251 amino acids. Gene Ontology annotation, cellular component: ribosome. The record is from RefSeq and is a predicted model, not a curated record. Gene Ontology annotation, molecular function: structural constituent of ribosome. Gene Ontology annotation, biological process: translation. NCBI's taxonomy places the organism in Eukaryota, Metazoa, Arthropoda, Insecta, Hemiptera, Cicadellidae.
GGAAGUUUUCUUUGUCUUCUUCUCUCCUCGAGUGACGAUUCUCCUUGUCCAUUUUGAUGGCUACUGUAAUUCUGGGUUAUAGUAGUUUGGUCGGUGAGAAAAAGUAAAGAAAAGAUUCAAUUGUUCUAAUUAGAAAAUGAAGCUCAACGUCUCCUACCCGCCUGGGGGCACCCAGAAGCUGUUUGAAAUCACUGAUGAACACAAGCUGCGUAUGUUCUACGAGAAGAGGAUGGGAGCUGAGGUAGAGGCUGAUCCGCUCGGUGAUGAAUGGAAGGGAUAUGUCGUCAGGAUAUCUGGUGGCAAUGACAAACAAGGAUUUCCCAUGAAGCAGGGUGUUCUCACCAAUAGUCGUGUUCGGCUUUUGCUGUCCAAGGGCCACUCAUGCUAUCGCCCACGGCGUGACGGUGAGAGAAAACGCAAGUCUGUGCGUGGCUGUAUUGUAGAUUCCAACCUCAGCGUGCUGGCUCUGGUCAUUGUGCGCAAAGGAGAGAAUGAAAUACCUGGACUCACAGACAACACCAUCCCCCGUCGAUUGGGUCCCAAACGUGCUUCUAAGAUUAGGAAACUGUUCAACUUAACCAAACAGGAUGAUGUAAGGCAAUUUGUAAUCAAGCGGCCCCUCCCUCUUAAGGAGGGAAAAACAAAGCAGAGGUAUCGUGCGCCGAAGAUCCAGCGUCUGAUCACUCCUGUUACCCUCCAGCGGAAGAGACACAGGCUUGCACUGAAGAAACAGCGUUGCCUGAAGAGGAAAGAGCAAGCUGCUGAGUACGCCAAGUUGUUGGCACAGAGGCAAAAGGAGGCGAAGGUACGCCGCCAGGAGGAAAUAAAGAGACGUAGAUCAGCGUCUAUGAGGGACUCCAAGUCUUCUGCUACUAGUGCACCUCACAAAUAAAUAAAAUUUCCAUAUUUCAUUGUUUUAUUGAAUAAAAUGUGAAAAUUGGUA